Molecule: messenger RNA, 567 nt
Organism: Penicillium longicatenatum
Lineage: Eukaryota; Fungi; Ascomycota; Eurotiomycetes; Eurotiales; Aspergillaceae
Product: ORMDL family protein
Exons: 3
Coding region: 1-567 (188 amino acids)
Biological process (GO): negative regulation of ceramide biosynthetic process; intracellular sphingolipid homeostasis; ceramide metabolic process
Cellular component (GO): endoplasmic reticulum membrane
Source: RefSeq, a predicted model, not a curated record
AUGGACGGGCCACAGCGGUUAUCUCCCAACACUCAGAAGCAGGGCCGCCGCCGGCGGUCCAGCAGUCUGAUCUACCAGGAACCCGCUGAAUCGAACGAGCACAUAAGCGACCAGGCUGCGCUACCCAAUCUCAAUGCCAACUGGGUGCAUGCGAAGGGUGCCUGGACCAUCCACUUCGUCCUCAUUGCGGCGCUCAAAGUACUCUGCGACAUCAUUCCCGGGGUCUCGCAAGAAACCUCAUGGACCCUUACCAACAUCAGCUACAUGUUUGGCUCCUUCCUCAUGUUCCACUGGGUGCGGGGCAUCCCGUUCGAGUUCAACGCUGGUGCUUACGAUAACCUCAACAUGUGGGAGCAAAUUGACAAUGGCGACCAGUACACGCCUACCAAGAAGUUCCUGCUCUGCGUUCCGAUCUUGCUCUUCCUCGUGAGCACCCACUAUACCCACUACGACCUUACCUACUUCACGAUCAAUUUCUUGGCCACGCUAGCGGUGGUCAUUCCGAAACUGCCUUUUUCGCAUCGUUUGCGAAUAGGUCUCUUCUCCGAUUUAGAAGACGAUUCAUAG